Eurytemora carolleeae is the source of this 1404-nucleotide messenger RNA. Its product is annotated as phospholipid phosphatase 3. Gene Ontology annotation, biological process: phospholipid dephosphorylation; phospholipid metabolic process; signal transduction. Lineage: Eukaryota; Metazoa; Arthropoda; Copepoda; Calanoida; Temoridae. The transcript has 11 exons. The record is from RefSeq and is a predicted model, not a curated record. Gene Ontology annotation, molecular function: phosphatidate phosphatase activity. The coding region runs from base 219 to 1118 and encodes 299 amino acids.
AAAAUAUAUAAUUAUCAAUGUUUCAGAUUUCAUCAGUGAAAAAAUAUCGUAAGACGAUAUUAAAAAUGAAAUAUAAAAGUAAUCUCCGUGAAAUUCGACUCAGUGACAGAGUUUGAAAUCUAGAUUAUUUGGUAAAAUACUGAAAUCAUUUCAAGAUUUGAGAACAAUCGUAUUUUAACAAAUACCUUGGAUUUUAUAAGAAAAAAGUUCAAAAUAAGAUGAAGAGAGAAAAAAGAAGUAAAUUUAUGAAGAUCGGACUCGAUCUUUUCCUUUAUACAAUUAUCCUGGUUCCUCUACUCCUGUCUAUACUUGGAUAUCUACACCUGGAGACUGGAUCCUUCAACUGCAAUGAUUCCUCCAUAAAUCUUCAUUUUAGAGGGAACAGUGUCUCAAGGAAACAUAUUCUUACUUUCAUCUUCCUUCCGAUCAUUGCCUUGGUUUAUUUGACGGAAUGGGUUCAGAUAUCAGCUCCGGAGUUACGUAGUCGUUGCAAGGAGUCAGGAAGGAGAACUCUUUUCAUCUUCAUAAGAUAUUGGAUUGCUUGCACCGUUAAUAUACUCGUCAACGAUGUUUUAAAGGUGUUGACCGCUGUGCCUAGACCACACUUCCUGGAGACGUGUCAACCUGACUGGGAUAAUAUCAACUGCACGGAUAACGGCGGGAAUGUGAUGUUCCGUAGAUCUAUCUGUCUAUCUGAGAACACUAAAGCUGUUCUAGAUUCUAUGAAGAGUUGGCCGUCAGGACAUGCGCAGCUUAUAUCAUUCUCAGCUGUAUACAUGGCGGUUUACAUCGAGAAAAGAAUAGGAGAACAAACUAGCCUAAUUGGAAAACGUUUACUACAAAUUAUUCUGUUUGUUAUAACAGUUUAUUCGUCUGCCUCUAGAAUACAGGAUCAACGCCAUCAUGUUUCUGAUGUAUUUGCUGGUCUUCUGAUAGGAAGCGUCCUAGCCCUGCUAUUCAGUCGGAAUAUUAUUCCUACCUCGUGGAACAUACUUCAGGAUGAUGAGAAUGAAACUGAUGAUAUGAAUGAAACUGGUCCUUCAACGCAGAAAUUCAUUGCUGACAAGUUUAGAGAAACAUCUAGAGAAAGGGAACUCAAAGAGAUAAACAUGGCCUAAGUCAAUUAAGCGAUCACUGAGCUAAAGAGAAGAAGAUUGUGAUGAUAUGAUCAGAUGUUUUGGCGCAAAAAAUUGUAUAACAGUACGCAGUAUAGCGCCAUUUUCUCACUGUGAAGUUUCCGAAAGUCGUCUUAUAACGUUGUUAUAUUUCGUUAUAUUUAGAAUUUAUAAAAUCACAAAUAAUCCUAGACCUGUAAACAUCAAAACUUUGCAUCACAUUUAAUUGAAAAAAUGGAAAUCACUCUGUAAACGAAUUAUUUGUUUGAGCAACUUUACUUAGUUCUUG